AUGAGGGCUCCCAAAUACUCGGCAAAGUUUACGAUAUUCAUGAUUUUUUCGGUCACUGGCAUUACACUGGGCGACAAUCCUUUAGCGGAAAAAAGUGGGAUUGAAAAUGAUCUUUUCCAAGGGGAAGAUUCAUCCAACAACGUUGUGAGCACCGUGUCGGAGAAAUCUACAGUUUCUUUAAAAAAUGAAAGAGGAAAGUGUGUUGAGUACUUAGAGUCAAACCUGAAAGAAUUUCUACAAACGAAUACCCUAACGACAAGCAAAGAUAGUACAACGCAUCCAGGUGCUGCAGUCGACGAAAUACUGCACAAAAAAACACUUGAAUUAAUGAGAGAUUGCAAAGGUGCUCAAAUUGAUGUAAAACAACAUGUCAUUACAGAGGUCGAUUCUUGUAAGAGAAGUUUCGAACAGCUGGUAAUCCAAAGAAUCUUGCUUAAGGGUGUUCUUACUGUGGUUAGAUAA
Daphnia carinata is the source of this 462-nucleotide messenger RNA. RefSeq lists its product as uncharacterized. The record is from RefSeq and is a predicted model, not a curated record. The coding region runs from base 1 to 462 and encodes 153 amino acids. NCBI's taxonomy places the organism in Eukaryota, Metazoa, Arthropoda, Branchiopoda, Diplostraca, Daphniidae. The transcript is spliced from 5 exons.